AUGUUGGCAGACGGAGCGGCCAAGACUUCCAGUCGACGAUCGAAGGCAGCACCAAAGCUCAAGGAAAGCUGUGACUGCUGUGCCCGAGCCAAAGUACGAUGCAGCAGGGAAAGACCUUCCUGUCUACGAUGUCAAUCGAAAGGAAUCUACUGCGAAUACAGCUUUUCCCGGAGA
This is a messenger RNA of Sphaerulina musiva SO2202, 174 nucleotides long. RefSeq lists its product as uncharacterized. The annotation marks the transcript as partial. The record is from RefSeq and is a predicted model, not a curated record. Gene Ontology annotation, biological process: regulation of DNA-templated transcription. NCBI's taxonomy places the organism in Eukaryota, Fungi, Ascomycota, Dothideomycetes, Mycosphaerellales, Mycosphaerellaceae. The transcript has a single exon. Gene Ontology annotation, molecular function: zinc ion binding; DNA-binding transcription factor activity, RNA polymerase II-specific.